AUGGCAGGUGUAGUCGGAGCAAGACCCGGCCGGAGCAAGGCGCGGCCUGGCCUGGGCGAUGGCAGGUGUAGUCGGAGCAAGGCGUGGCCGAAGCAAGCAAGGUGCGGCCGGAGCAAGGCGCGGUCAUGUUCAUUCAGCAGGCGCUUCGAUCUUGUCUCCGAGGCGGCUUUGAGCGAUCACGAAGGUCGUGAGCGGAGGGUUAGAGGCGGAGGAGGCAUGGCGGGGCUUGGUCGCUUUGUGGCGAAGAGCACUCACAGCAUUGGACACGGGAGGGGGGGACAGGUAAUCGUCUGUGGAGACUAUGCGGUGGGCAAGACUUCGCUCAUCAGGCGGUACUGCGAGAACACGUUCUCGCCCAACUACAAGCUGACGAUUGGAGUCGACUUUUCGGUCAAGGCACUCGAGCGCGAUGAGACGACGGUCAAGCUGCAGAUCUGGGACAUUGCCGGGCACGAGCGGUUUGGCUGCAUGACGCAUGCGUACUACAAGCACUGCAUUGCGGCGGUGGUGGUGUACGACGUGACUCGCGAUGCCACCUUUGACUCGGUCAUCAAGUGGAAGCGCGACAUCAACUCCAAGGUCGUUCUUGCCAACGGCGAGCCUGUGCCCACGCUUUUGCUGGCGAACAAGGCCGACUCGGGCUCGGUCCCGUCGCCGACCGAGCUCGACGACUACUGCGCCGCGAACGGGUUCAUCGGAUGGUUCGCUACGUCGGCGCGCGAGAACAUCGGAAUCACAGAGGCCAUGGACACCCUGACAACCCACAUCCUGCGCGUCGCCGAGUCGAACAUCCCGCGCGAGACCGCCACAGGCAUCGUCUCGCUCGUCGGCGCUCCGCCCAAUUCAGGCGGCGCCGUCCCGGACUCGGGCGCGAGCUCGUCCGACGGCUCCAAGAAGUGUGCUUGCUCGUUCUAG
Molecule: messenger RNA, 915 nt
Organism: Thecamonas trahens ATCC 50062
Lineage: Eukaryota; Apusomonadida; Apusomonadidae
Product: Rab32
Exons: 2
Coding region: 1-915 (304 amino acids)
Biological process (GO): vesicle-mediated transport
Cellular component (GO): Golgi apparatus; vesicle; trans-Golgi network
Molecular function (GO): GTP binding; GTPase activity
Source: RefSeq, a predicted model, not a curated record